CGCGGCGGGGAGCGAAGAGGUUAAGUUACCGCGCAACAACAUUGCGGUGCGCGCAACAACAAAUCGCGUGUACAGACACCUGUUCUCCCACUAGACGCAGCUACAGAAGAACGCGCCUUCUGGGAAUGUGAACGGGUACGAACGGUUACGGUAAGGGUCGACUAUAUAGAAACGCUCCGACGUGACGUAUGCGGUGUGCAAUGACAUGCGAGGCGCGGAACAGCUGAUCCUCACGCCUCGAGGCCGCCGCGGCGAGACUGUCGAAGAAGCGGGUGCCGCUAUCUCUGCUCCUCGCGGCGAUUGUCGCCGACGGCGGUUCGACGAGCGCGCGAAGAGAGGCAGUGCGAAGUCGAGACGUAGUCGCGGGACGCCGCACCUCCGAAUCCACCCCGAGUGGUUGCGCUCGGCCGCGCGAAUUAACCCCCUCCCCGUCUACUCCCCCGCCGCCGCGACGUCCUUGGGUAGAUAGCUCAGUCGUAUAACGUCCAGGAUUAUGGCCAGUCCGGUGGUCGGCACCGGGUACAACUUCAAAGUGGUUCUCCUCGGCGAGGGAUGCGUCGGCAAGACCUCGGUCGCCCUUCGGUACGUCGAGGACAAGUUCAACGACAAGCAUAUCACCACGUUACAGGCGUCGUUCCUGAAUAAGAAACUAAACAUCAACGGGAAAAGAGUGAACUUGGCGAUAUGGGACACUGCCGGGCAAGAGAAGUUUCACGCAUUAGGACCAAUUUAUUACAGAAUGUCCAAUGGUGCCAUUCUCGUUUACGACAUUACGGACGAGGAUACCUUCCAAAAAGUGAAGAACUGGGUGAAGGAGCUUAAGAAGAUGUUAGGUAGUGAAAUUUGCUUAGUGAUAGCAGGUAAUAAAGUGGACCUGGAGAAGGACAGGAACGUUGCCAUAGAGGAAGCGGAAGAGUAUGCCAAACAGGUUGGCGCUAUGCAUUUCCAUACAUCGGCCAAAUUGAAUCAGAACAUCGAGGAGAUGUUUUUGGACUUGACGCAGCGCAUGAUGCAACGCGCGGACGAGGCCGAGCAAAAGUCCACGCUCACGAGGACCAAUAGUACGCGCCGCAAUGUCGUGAUGGUCGAGGACGAGGCGGAACAAACGCAACCGAGUAGAAGUUCCUGCUGCGGCAGUGGCGGUGGCAGCGGUGGCGGGGGUAACGGUGGUGGUAACGGCGGUUUUUCGUAGACCUUUAAAAUCAAUUUUUAAAGGUUCGAUUCCAGAUACAAGGUCUAAUUUCGAUAAUUCACCAACUAUAUACGGAAUGAUGCAUCUCAGAUGUGUGACAAAUUAAUAUCUGCAAAUAGUAGUUGCGUCACAUUACGAAUGUGCUUCAUCCUGUAUGUAUACGUGGACGAGUGAGUUAUGUAUUUGUGAAUGAAUGUGCAUGUGUAUGCCUAUAUAUAUAUAUGUAUAUUUUUAGCUUUGCGGCAAUUCUUGGAUAGCAAAGAUACUUAUACUUAUAUACAUAUAUAUUAGUAGUGGAAGCUGUGACUUUGUGCACAUAAAUUUUCGAGGCAGAUUCCGUAUAUACUUGCUUUGAAGUGGGAAUUGAGGGAUGAAUUAAUAUUUUUUGAUGACUUUAGAUGUGCACAUGUCGAGCUGCGGCCUUUUCAUUGUCGUUCGCGAACGGCAUGAGAUAAGCCUCCUUUUUCCUGACAGAAUUGCCUCUCGAGUAUUUCAUAUCUGAUCAUCUUGACAAGACUUAUCAUUAAUUUCAAACUUCUCAUUCAAAGCAGUCACAAAACAAUACGUAAUAUAUACAAUAAACAAUACGUAUCGCCUCUUUCUAAUGGAUUUUUCUAUAUUCGCCGUACACAUGAAUCAUCAUGAUUCCAGGUAGUUCCUUUUUCGUAAAUACGAUCGCGCGAGUGGAGUGUUUUUCAAUUAUUCAAAUCAUGCGCUCAUAAUGAAGAGGAAGAAAUAGUCUGAAAUAGCAAUCUUGUCACAUGUUUCGAGUGCCUCAAUCUCAGUGCAACCGCGAAAAUUUUGUAAAAAAAAAAAAAGGCAAAAGCCUCGUCGUCCCGGAUCCUGUUUUCCCAUUUUCAUCUUCAAAUUUUCGAUAUAUCUAUGUCUUUGCAAUCCACAAAUUGCUACAAGCUGUUCAACUAAGAAUUAGCUAAUCAUUAGACGGGCGCGGUCUUGUCGCGAGACGAGGGCAUUUUGAAGGAAGAGCAAAAGAAGACUUUCGGCUCUUUUAUCCAAAAAAUGAUGGGUUAUUGUACAUAUUAAGUGCCGAUAAUUUUAUUGUACAAUGCAUUGAUUUGGACCGUAUAUUAAGUAACACGCAAUAUGUUUAUUCAUCUGAAAUUAUAUAAAUUAGCGAUACAAGAGAGUUGUUGUUUAAAUUAUUGUUACUUGUAAGUUAUUUUAUGAACAUAAAAUGGUAACUUGUAAUAA
Molecule: messenger RNA, 2404 nt
Organism: Wasmannia auropunctata (little fire ant)
Lineage: Eukaryota; Metazoa; Arthropoda; Insecta; Hymenoptera; Formicidae
Gene: Rab21
Product: ras-related protein Rab-21
Exons: 4
Coding region: 494-1192 (232 amino acids)
Biological process (GO): Rab protein signal transduction
Molecular function (GO): GTP binding; GTPase activity
Source: RefSeq, a predicted model, not a curated record